AAUGUUCUAAUGGAGUCAAAAGCUGGCAAGAAGAAGUCUAGUAGUAGUAAAUCCUUGUUCUACGAAGCUCCUUUAGGUUACGGAAUUGAAGACGUACGACCAAACGGUGGACUCAAGAAAUUCAAAUCUGCUGCUUACUCCAACUGUGCUCGGAAACCAUCCUGAUUCUCUCUAAUCUGCGCUACACAACCUUUCCUUUUCCGUUUCUCGAGUUUUUCCCUUUAUCAAUCUACUUUUUAGCAAAAAUAAAAAAAAUCUCUUUAAACCAAAAUGACAAUCCAAAUCCAACAAUCCGCCAUUGGAUUCGAAGGCUACGAAAAGAGGCUUGAAAUUUCCUUUUCUACCCCUGGCCUCUUCGCAGACCCAAAAGGCCUCGGACUCCGUUCCUUAACCAAAACCCAACUCGACUCAAUCUUAUCCCCUGCUCAAUGCACAAUCGUUUCAUCUCUAUCAAACGAUUCAUUAGAUUCAUACGUUCUUUCAGAAUCCAGCCUCUUCAUAUACCCAUACAAGAUCAUAAUCAAAACAUGUGGCACCACAAAGCUCCUCCUUUCAAUCCCACAAAUCCUCCUUCUUUCUUCCCAUCUUGCCCUCACUGUCAAAUCCGUACGCUACACACGUGGCACCUUCAUAUUCCCUAAUUCACAACCCUUCCCACAUCGUAGCUUCAACGAAGAAGUACUCACCCUCGAUGGGUAUUUUCGUAAUCUUGGAUUGGAUAGCAAAGCAUACGUCAUGGGUGAUGUCCACAAUAGUCAAAACACUAAAAAAUGGCAUGUCUAUUCUGCUUCAACUCCAAGUCAACCCGUUGACCAAAAAGUUUACACACUCGAAAUGUGUAUGACGGAUUUAUCCAAGAAAAGCUCUUCAGUAUUCUUCAAGAAUCAAACUAUUUCUUCUUCUUCUUCUUCUAUGACUGAAGUUUCGGGUAUUAAAAAGAUUCUACCCGGGUCAAAAAUUUGCGAUUUUGAGUUCGACCCAUGUGGAUACUCCAUGAAUGGUAUUGAAGAAGAUGCGAUUUCCACCAUACAUGUGACACCUGAAGAUGGAUUUAGUUAUGCUAGCUUUGAAGCUGUAGGGUAUGACUUUAAAUCCUCUAUUGAUUUGACUCUUCUGGUUGAAAGGGUGUUGGGAUGUUUCAAACCCAAUGAGUUUUCUAUAUCGAUGCAUGGAAAUGAGUUGAAGGGUUUUAAUGAUUUGAAGAUUGAGGGUUAUGGUGUUAAAGAAUCGAGCUUUGAAGAUCUUGGAAAUGGUGGUGUGAUGAUGUAUUAUGGGUUUGUUAAGGAAAGUCAAGGGGGAAGUUGUGGGUCCCCUAGAUCGAUUCUGUUUGGGUCUUGGAGUGAGAAUGAAGAUGAAGAAAUGGCGAUGAAUUGUUGCACACCAACUGUUUGAUGAAAUUGAUGCUAUGUAAUAAUGUGUUAUUUUUCUAGUGUGGUUGUGUUUGUAUUGUUUAGUGUGUUAUAUGAACUUGUUUGAGCAUUAAUAAAAAAUUGGGGUGUGUUUACUAUUUAGAA
Molecule: messenger RNA, 1514 nt
Organism: Lactuca sativa (garden lettuce)
Lineage: Eukaryota; Viridiplantae; Streptophyta; Magnoliopsida; Asterales; Asteraceae
Product: S-adenosylmethionine decarboxylase proenzyme
Biological process (GO): spermidine biosynthetic process; spermine biosynthetic process
Cellular component (GO): cytosol
Molecular function (GO): adenosylmethionine decarboxylase activity
Source: RefSeq, a predicted model, not a curated record